AGCCAAAAUUCAAGUUCAACGUUGGACAACCAGAAAUAAGGUAGCAUAUAUACAGUACCGAUCAAGGAUUCGGGCUUAUAAAUUUGUCUUAUUCCAUCAGAGUUCAAAAACAGAAAAAGAAAAAAGAAACCUAAGAGAUAUGGUUUCCCAAUUCCAUCUAUUGCCUCAAACAUUUGCCAUUAUAUUCUCUCUUCUUCUAUGCAUAUUUGUGAGCGUUGAGACAGCCAGACCAACGCCAAGCAUUGCCACGGACAAGGAGGCUUUGAUCUCAUUCAAGUCAGGGGUCAGUCUCCCUCCAUCUUUUUGGGACCAAAAUUCAUCUCCAUGCACCAACUGGACUGGAGUUGUUUGCAACAAACUUGGCAACAGAGUUGUUGCUCUUCAUCUUUCCGGCUUGGGACUUACAGGCUCCAUUAGCCCCCAUAUUGGUAACCUCUCCUUCCUCCGUUCCCUUCAACUUCAAAAUAACAAAUUAACAGGAAACAUUCCCUCUCAAAUUCUCCACCUUUUCCGCUUGACAUCUCUAAACUUGAGCUCCAACACCAUACAAGGUCCCCUGCCAUCAAACCUGACCCAAUUGACUGCCCUCCAAACACUUGACCUAGCCUCAAAUAACAUCACAGGAACACUUCCUGAAAAUCUCAACAGCUUGAAAAAUCUUCAAGUCUUGAAUUUGGCACGAAACAGACUCCAUGGUCCAAUCCCACCAUCCAUAAGCAACCUCUCUUCCACCCUCACACAUUUGAACUUAGGCACAAAUAGUCUCAGUGGUACGAUACCCAGUGAAUUGGGUUUCCUUUACAAACUCAAGGAACUUGAUCUUGCAGGUAACCAACUCACUGGGACUGUUGCCCUGUCCAUAUACAACAUCUCUUCUCUACUUCUCUUCACUGUAGCUUCAAACCAACUGUGGGGUGAGAUUCCAAGCAAUAUUGGUCACACACUUCCAAAUCUUCUAUACUUCAGAAAUUGUUUUAAUCUAUUCACCGGAAAUAUUCCAGUGUCUUUGCACAAUAUCUCCGGCAUUCGAUCAAUUCGAAUGUCCAACAACUUUCUUGAAGGAACGGUUCCACCAGGCCUAGGGAAUUUGCCAUUCAUUGAAAUGUACAACAUUGGUUUCAAUCGGAUUGUUAGCUACGGUGGUGAUGGUCUCAGUUUCAUCACUUCCUUAACAAACAGCACCCGUCUCCAAUUCCUUGCCAUUGAUGGUAAUCAUUUAGAGGGUGUAAUUCCAGAGUCCAUUGGAAACCUGUCCAAGGUUAUCGAAAAAUUGUACAUGGGAGGGAACCGCAUUUUCGGUCACAUACCCUCCUCAAUUGGUCAACUCAGUAGCUUGACUUUGCUGAAUGUAAGCUAUAAUUUGAUCUCUGGCGAAAUCCCACCUGAAAUAGGCCAGCUGGAAGAAUUGCAAGUGCUUAGUUUAGCUGCAAACAAAAUGUCUGGUCAUAUUACAAACUCCUUAGGUAAUCUCAGAAAGCUGAACAACAUUGAUUUAUCCAGAAAUUCCUUUGUUGGCCAUAUACCCCCUUCCUUUGCAAACUUUCAGAAGUUGCUUUCCAUGGACUUAUCCAACAAUUUGCUCAAUGGAAGCAUUUCUACAGAAAUAUUUCAAAACCUCCCUAGUUUGAGCACCAUUCUGAAUUUGUCUAACAACUUUCUGAGUGGUCCUUUGCCUGAAGAAAUUGGGCUCCUAGGAAGUGUGGUCACUAUAGACCUCUCAGACAACCGCUUGUCUGGAUUGAUCCCCAACACAAUUGGAAAGUGUACAAGCUUGGAAGGAUUGUUGAUGGCGAGAAAUAAACUCUCUGGUCCUCUUCCUAAUGUUCUUGGAGAUAUGAGAGGUCUUGAGAUUCUAGACCUCUCCUCAAACCAGCUUUCUGGGUCCAUUCCUGACAAACUUGAAGACCUACAGGUCCUGAGCUACUUGAACCUCUCCUUUAAUCACUUGGAAGGAGUAAUUCCUAAAGGUGGAAUCUUUGUUAAAAAUAGCUCUAGUGUCCAUCUUGAAGGCAACCCAAAGCUUUGCCUGCAUUCGUCAUGUGUGAAUCCUGGCGGUCAUAGGAGAAAAGUACUGAUCCCAGUUCUUAUUUCGACUGUUUUGGCAACAUUGGCAGUAUGUGUCAUAGUUGGUUGUUUGCUCUAUGUCAGCAAAAGCAAAGCAAGAGUUACAGAAACUAAUUCUGAUUUGUUAAUAAAAGGGCAGCAUCAAAUGGUUACAUAUGAAGAGCUACGUGGCGCAACUGGGAAUUUUAGCACGGAAAAUUUGAUUGGAAGCGGGAGCUUUGGGUCUGUAUACAGAGGGUGCCUAAGAGAUGGAAUUGAAGUAGCAGUGAAGGUGCUUGAUAUGAAAAGGACAGGAUCGUGGAAGAGUUUUUUGGCAGAGUGUGAGGCCUUGAGGAGCGUGAGGCAUCGCAAUCUUGUCAAACUGAUCACAUCAUGCUCCAUCUUGGACUUCAAGAACAUGGAUUUUUUGGCUUUGGUGUAUGAGUAUCUGAGUAAUGGGAGCUUGGAAGAUUGGAUUCAGGGUAAGAGAAAGAAUGCUAAUGGAGAUGGAUUGAACAUUGUGGAGAGACUGAAUGUGGCCAUUGAUGUUGCUUGUGGAUUGGAUUAUCUGCAUCAUGAUUGUGAAGUUCCAGUGGCGCACUGUGAUUUAAAGCCCAGCAACAUUCUUUUGGACAGAGAUAUGAUUGCAAAGAUUGGAGAUUUUGGGCUGGCCAAGUUGCUGAUAGAAAGAACAAGCAAUAACGUUCUCAGCUCCACAGAUGUGCUAAAGGGUUCCAUAGGAUAUAUGCCACCAGAGUAUGGUUUUGGACAAAAGCCAUCGACGGCCGGAGAUGCAUACAGUUUCGGAGUAGUGUUGUUGGAGCUGUUUACUGGGAAAAGCCCAACCCAUGAAAGUUUCACAGGAGACGAAAACAUUAUCAGAUGGGUGCACUCAGCCUUCCCUCAAAACAUUGCCCAAGUACUAGACUCUGAGCUGCUACACCUCAUGCAGCAUCCGCCCAAUGAAUUAGAACGUAAUUGCCUGACUUCAAUUAUAGAGGUUGGGCUAUCUUGCACCUCUGCUUCGCCUGAGGGACGCAUUAGCUUGAGGGAUGCCCUCCACAAACUUGAAGCUGCUCGGCAGACCCUUUUCAAGCAUACUCAUGUUGAGACUGAGAGUGCCAAGCAUGAAUUUUAACUACAAACUGGAAAUUGCUUGCAUGUUUAUUUAUGUACUAAUUAAUAGUAUGUUAUAAUAUAUAAUUGAGUGUCGCAUUUCCCUUAUUCGCUCA
Molecule: messenger RNA, 3275 nt
Organism: Prunus persica (peach)
Lineage: Eukaryota; Viridiplantae; Streptophyta; Magnoliopsida; Rosales; Rosaceae
Product: probable LRR receptor-like serine/threonine-protein kinase At3g47570
Exons: 3
Coding region: 140-3181 (1013 amino acids)
Biological process (GO): protein phosphorylation
Molecular function (GO): protein binding; protein kinase activity; ATP binding
Source: RefSeq, a predicted model, not a curated record